UUUUGUUUCUGUACCUUAGGAUAGCACUAUAAUAAUCAGCAAACUGAGGACGAGUGUAAAUGUUGGAAGAGAAGUCUAAGAAGAGAAGAUAUAGGGGAAUGCUGUCAAUAUAAAUUUUGGUAUCAACAUGGAGAAAUGUGUUUUUGGACUCAAGAUCCUAAAGUGAAAAGGAAACCACUUGGUAUACAGCCAGCUCUAAGCUCUGCUUGUGGUACUCCCCUGGUGGGUCAUUCAUCACUAAGUGUGCCCAUCAGAGCUGUCAUUGCCCUCAAAUUAUAUGAGUAUCAAGGGCCUAAAAAGCAGCUGUCUAAUAGUAAUGAACAUGGGAAAACCUGCACUGAUUUCUGGUCCCUUCAGAAGAACGCAAGAACAAAUCCUGCAGAGAAACACUGUGAAUAUGAGCAGUGUAGAAAAUCUAACUCUGAUUGUACUGGGGAAGCUCAUAUUGGAGAGCAGGCCUUUGCAUGUAAGCAACAUGCUGAAGCCUUUGAUACACACAGUGAGAAAAAUCACAGGGGCGUAUAUAUGUCUUCAUGCAUACAAAGAGGAAAAGCUUUUAAUUUUUACCACAAUGUUCAAACACAUGAAAGAGCUUAUAUGUCAGAAAACCCCUAUGUAUGUGAGCACUGUGGGAAAGCCUUCACUAAUAAGUCUUCCUUUUGUAGACAUGAAAGAAGUCACAAAGAAGGGAAAAUGUAUGUAUGUAAGCAAUGUGGGAAGACGUUCCUUCGUUAUUGUUCCUUAUUCAGACAUAGAGAAGCUCACAUUGGGCAGAAACCCAGUAUGUAUAAGCAGUGUGGGAAAGCAUUCAGUGGUAGUGGUUCUCUUCAUAGACAUAAAAUAAGUCACACUGGAGAGAAAUGUCAUGUAUAUAAGCAAUGUGGUAAAGCUUUUAACAGACAUAGUAGUUGUCAAGCACAUGAACGAAUUCGCACUGGUGAGAAGCCCUACACAUGUAAAAAGUGUGGGAAAGCUUUCCCUCAUCAUAAAAGUUGUCAAGCACAUGAGCAGAUUCAUGCUGGAGAGAAGCCCUACACAUGUAAACAGUGUGGGAAAGCUUUCACUCAUCACAGUAGUUAUCAAGCACAUGAACGAAUUCACACUGGUGAGAAGCCCUACACAUGUAAACAGUGUGGAAAAGCUUUUGCUAAUAGUGGUUCACUUCGUAGACAUAAGAUAAGUCACACUGGAGAAAAACCUCAUGUAUGUAAGCAAUGUGGUAAAGCUUUUAACAGACAUAGUAGUUGUCAAUUUGUCAAGCGCAGAAACACAGGCCUCCGCCUGGCCGUGAGCCUCACCGUGGAGAGCACGGGCUUCUGCCCAGCUGUGAGCCUCAUUGCAGAGAGCACGGGCCUCCGCGCGGCCGUGAGCCUCACCGCGGAGAGCACCGGCCUCCGCGCGGCCGUGAGCCUCAUCGCGGAGAGCACGGGCCUCUGCCCGGCCAGCACGGGCCUCUGCCCGGCCGUGAGCCUCAUCGCGGAGAGCACGGGCCUCCGCCCAACUGUGAGCCUCAUCGCGGAGAGCACGGGCCUCCGCCCAACUGUGAGCCUCAUCGCGGAGAGCGCGGACCUCUGCCUGGCCGUGAGCCUCACCACGGAGAGCACGGGCCUCUGCCCAGCCGUGAGCCUCACCGUGGAGAGCACGGGCCUCUGCCCAGCCAUGAGCCUCACCGCGGAAAGCAUGGAUCUCUGCCCGGCCGUGAACCUCACUGCAGAGUGCACGGGCUUCUGCCCAGCCGUGAGCCUCACCACGGAGAGCACGGGCAGCACAGGCCCCCCGCCCGGCUGUAAGCCUCACUGCAGAGUGCAUGGGCCUCUGCCCGACCGUGAGCCUCAUUGCAGAGAGCACAGGCAGCACAAGCCUCCGCGCGGCCGUGAGCCUCACCACGGAGAGCACAGGCCUCUGCCCAGCCGUGAGCCUCACCACGGAGAGCACAGGCCUCCGCCCGGCCGUGAGCCUCGUUGCAGAGAGCACGAGCCUCUGCCAGGCCGUGAGCCUCCCCACGGAGAGCAUGGGUCUCUGUCCAGCCAUGAGCCUCAUUGCAUUGCUGUGUUCAGAAGAGCUGCACAUGAUCACUCUCGUUGCGUGUCCCAGAAGGAGAUCAGGAUGCCAGAAUGGCAAAAAGUUUAA
Molecule: messenger RNA, 2130 nt
Organism: Octodon degus (degu)
Lineage: Eukaryota; Metazoa; Chordata; Mammalia; Rodentia; Octodontidae
Product: zinc finger protein 491-like
Exons: 4
Coding region: 136-2130 (664 amino acids)
Source: RefSeq, a predicted model, not a curated record